Molecule: messenger RNA, 1368 nt
Organism: Microthlaspi erraticum
Lineage: Eukaryota; Viridiplantae; Streptophyta; Magnoliopsida; Brassicales; Brassicaceae
Source: the annotation of a GenBank genome assembly
AUGGAUUCUUCGCUUAACGUCAUUGAGGUGUCACGAGUCACACCUUCAAACACUGACUCGCCCGAGUCAUUCACUCUCCCGCUCACUUUUUACGACCUUCAGUGGUACAAACUCCACCCGGGCCAACUAGUCAUCUUCUAUAAACUCACCGACGCAACUCGCCCUUUCUUCGACUCAGUCAUCGUCCCCAAACUCAAAACAUCUCUCUCCUCAACCCUCUCUCACUACCUCCCACUCGCCGGCCAACUCCUCUGGGACACGCUCGACCAAAAACCGAGCGUCGUCUACAUCCCUAACGACGCCGCUUCAUUCAUCGUCGCCGAGUCAAACGCGGAUUUCUCCCGUUUAACCGGGAAAACACCGUUACCCACCGCUGAGUUACACCGACUAGUGCCCGAGUUAACAAACGCCGAUGACUCGGCCACCGUCGUGUCGUUUCAAGUCACGCUUUUCCCUAACCAAGGGUUUUCCAUUGGCAAAACCAUACACCAUGCCGUUGUUGACGGAAAAACGACAAGCAUGUUUCUCAAAGCAUGGGCGCACACAUGCAAACAACUUCACGACCAAACCGCGAACGCUUCCUUACCGCAGGAUCUAAUCCCGUUUUACGAUCGAACGGUCAUAAAAGAUCCAAAGGAUAUCGAGAGGGAGAUUUUGAACCUGUUCUCCGGCGGCAAAGAACAAGAGAAUCUCAAGAGCUUAAAGCUUUUUCCGUCGCCGGAGAUUAGUCCCGACAUUUUCCGUUACACACUCGAACUCACUCGUGAAGACAUCCAAACGCUUCGAGAACGACUCAAGAGAGAAUCUCAAUCAAAGGAGCUUCGAUUGUCGACGUUUGUGGUUAUAUAUUCAUACGCGUUAACGUGUUUAAUCAGAGCUCGCGGCGGAGAUCCGGAUAGACCAGUCGGGUUCGGAUUCGCGGUGGAUUUUCGAAGCCUCGUUGAUCCGCCGGUUCCGUCUAACUACUUCGGGAACUGCAUUUCGGGUGCGCUUCAAACGCCGUUCACGGCGGAGACGUUUAUGGGUGAGGAAGGGUUUUUGGCUGCUGCGAGACACGUCAGCGAUUCGGUUGAGGCAUUGGAUGGAAGCGUGGUGCUGAAGAUUCCUGAGGUUUUGAAAGGGUUUAUGACUCUUCCACAAGGUUCACAGGUUCUCUCUGCUGCCUGGUCGACCCGGUUUGGGGUAUACGGAUUGGAUUUCGGGUGGGGCAGACCGGAGAGAGUGGUGUUUGUGUCGAUCGAUCAUGGCCAAGGGAUUUCAAUGGCGGAGAGUAGAGAUGGGAGUGGUGGUGUGGAGGUUGGCUUCUCGCUCAAGAAACAUGAAAUGGACGUUCUUGUUGAUUUGCUUCAUGAGGGACUUAAAAAAUAA